This is a messenger RNA of Heterobilharzia americana, 330 nucleotides long. The record is from the annotation of a GenBank genome assembly. NCBI's taxonomy places the organism in Eukaryota, Metazoa, Platyhelminthes, Trematoda, Strigeidida, Schistosomatidae.
AUGUCUGCUUUUGAAGAUGAUGAAUUUGCUACAGGCGAGUCUGGAGCCUCCAAAACAGAGCCUAAGCAGUGCAGCUCGUUGAGAAAGGGUGGACAUGUCUUGAUGAAAGAUCGUCCUUCUAAAGUUCACUUAGUUGGGAUAGAUAUAUUUACGGGUAAAAAAAUAUCAGCUUAUGGUUUAUUCGAGGAUAUACCGCUUCCUGAUACUAAUGUCGGCAAGGAAAUUCUAACGAAGUGGAAGUUGAAGUCGAAGGGAGACUCAGAUAACGUCUCUGUUGUUACCGCCAUGGACGAGCAGCAAGCCGAUGCAGUUCGCACUUCAGAUAAAUAA